GUAAGCUGCAUAUGAGGUCAGAAUUUCUUAUUGUUGGUGAAAAGCAUUUCUCUCCUUACUGAAACGUGAUUUUUUUAAAUUGCUUAAGAAAACUUGUCAUCUUUGGUCCAGACAGGGAUUGUCAGUUCCAUAUGUUCUUUAGUGGUUUGUCAGACAGUAAUUUUCGCUUGUGAUGUAUUUACUUCUGGUUUGUAAAAGAACAAGAAUUGAUGGGGAAGAAGAAGAAUUUGACGAACUUAGCUUCUUUUGCACACUUUUUCAUUUUGGAAGGAUAAGGGGAUUUACUUUUUUUCUUUGUUUUGCAAAUGUUUUGCAGUAGUAUACAAGAACAUUUGUAAGAAGAAAGAAACAUUUCGAUCAAGAAAGGGCUUUUGAGAUGAGAGUUUAAUUUGUCACAGUAUUAAAUUAUAAAGGGCAUCAUCACCCAUGGUAAGUUUUGUGAUGGUGUCUUUUUAUGAACACUGGAAGAAUGCAAGCAUACACAUACAUAAUUUUAAAUCAGUGUGCGAUAUGAAGUUUUUCAACUUUAGCCCCAACCCCCAUUUGCCUACAACUAGCUUAAUCAAGGGAAAGACUUUAAUGAAGAUACCACACUCUACAGUUUGUGGUGGAGCAAAGGGAGCUAACAUUGAGAAUAUUCAGGCACUGGGCUCGGACAGUGUCUUUAGCUUUUCUUCAAGUUUUUCACGGUGAAUUGUUGCGUGUCAAACUGGACAAGGUAUCCUAGUUGAAGUUUCACCAAGUGAAAAAUUAGAGUUUUCCAGAUUACUGAAAAGAAGGUGCUUUCAGAGCUGGAGAUGUGUGUAAGACUCCUGUGCCAGGGCUCAUAAACCAUCUUGAGGAUCCCACCAGGAUACCAUAUUAUGUUUAGUCGUCAUGUCUCCUUAGGCUCCUCUUGGCUGUGACAGUUUCUCAGACUUUCCUUGGGUUGAUGACCUUGUCAGUUUUGAGGAGAACUGAUCAGAUUUUCCCCUAGAUUUAGCAUCCGUUGAUGAUUCUUGCUUGAAGUAGUCUGUACUGUGAUGGCUGCAAAAUGAUUUUUCCAGCUCCAGCACUUUCUGCACAUUUACAAGUUGGAUUCCAGUAAAAUGACUGCAGUGUUGGAAGAUCAUUACUAUUGGAAGGCCGGUUAGCAUCCAUUUCCUAAGAGAAACUUGACCACCAUUUGCUCUGGCAUGGCGCAAAGCAGUCCACAGCUUGAUAUGCAGGUUCUCCUUGACCUCCGACAACGUUUCCCUGAGAUUCCAGAGGGUGUGGUGUCUCAAUGCAUGUUACAGAAUAACAACAAUCUUGAAGCCUGUUGCCGAGCCCUUUCACAGGAGAGUAGCAAAUACUUAUAUAUGGAAUACCAUAGUCCAGAUGACAACAGGAUGAAUAGAAAUCGCCUUUUGCAUAUUAACCUGGGUAUCCAUUCUCCUAGUAGCUACCACCCAGGAGAUGGAGCUCAACUUAAUGGUGGUCGAACACUGGUACAUAGCUCAAGUGAUGGACAUAUUGAUCCACAGCAUGCAGCGGGUAAACAGCUGAUAUGUUUAGUUCAGGAACCACACUCAGCUCCAGCUGUUGUGGCUGCUACUCCCAAUUACAAUCCAUUUUUUAUGAAUGAACAGAACAGAAGUGCAGCUACUCCUCCUUCACAGCCACCUCAACAGCCAUCUUCCAUGCAAACAGGAAUGACUCCAUCUGCUAUGCAAGGGCCUUCACCACCACCGCCUCCACCUCCUUCAUACAUGCACAUACCUCCGUAUAGUACAAAUCCAAUUACUGUUACAGUAUCCCAAAACCUACCUUCUGGACAGACUGUGCCAAGAGCUUUACAAAUUCUUCCACAAAUUCCAAGCAGUCUCUAUGGGUCUCCUGGUUCUAUUUACAUUAGACAGACAUCUCAGAGUUCACCAGGAAGACAAACUCCUCAGAGUACACCAUGGCAGUCCUCACCACAGGGCCCAGUGACUCAUUAUAGCCAACGUCCUUUACCUGUUUAUCCGCAUCAACAGAACUAUCAGCCUCCUCAGUAUUCUCCCAAACAACAGCAGAUUCCUCAAGCUGCUUACCAUUCACCACCUCCUUCUCAAUGUCCUUCACCCUUCAGCUCUCCACAGCAUCAAGUGCAACCUUCCCAGUUGGGCCACCCAAGUUCCCAUGUCUUUAUGCCACCUAGUCCUUCAACUACUCCACCCCAUCCGUAUCAACAAGGACCUCCUAGCUAUCAGAAACAGGGAAGCCAUUCAGUAGCCUAUCUGCCAUACACAACAUCUAGCUUACCCAAAGGAUCCAUGAAGAAGAUAGAAAUUACUGUUGAACCUUCUCAAAGACCUGGGACAGCAAUUAAUAGGAGUCCUUCACCUAUCAGUAAUCAACCGUCUCCACGGAAUCAGCACUCUCUGUACACAGCCACCACGCCACCUUCAAGUUCUCCUUCAAGAGGGAUAUCCACUCAACCAAAACCUCCAUUUAGUGUUAAUCCUGUGUAUAUUACAUAUACACAGCCAACUGGACCUUCAUGCGCUCCAUCACCAUCUCCUCGGGUGAUGCCAAACCCAACUACAGUUUUUAAAAUUACUGUAGGUCGAGCAACGACUGAAAAUCUUUUAAAUUUAGUGGACCAAGAAGAGCGUUCUGCGGCCCCAGAACCUAUUCAGCCCAUUUCAGUGAUACCAGGCUCUGGGGGAGAAAAGGGAAGCCAUAAAUAUCAGAGGAGUUCUAGUUCUGGAUCAGAUGACUAUGCCUAUACACAAGCCUUGCUGUUACAUCAGCGAGCAAGGAUGGAGAGGUUAGCAAAGCAAUUGAAACUUGAGAAAGAGGAGCUAGAGCGAUUGAAGGCUGAAGUGAACGGUAUGGAGCAUGACUUGAUGCAGAGACGGCUCAGAAGGGUCAGCUGCACCACUGCAAUCCCAACGCCUGAGGAAAUGACAAGAUUGAGAAGCAUGAACAGACAACUCCAGAUAAAUGUUGACUGUACACUGAAAGAAGUUGACCUCCUUCAAUCUAGAGGAAACUUUGAUCCAAAAGCCAUGAAUAAUUUUUAUGACAACAUAGAACCUGGCCCAGUUGUACCACCCAAGCCAUCUAAAAAAGACUCGUCAGACCCCUGCACAAUUGAGAGGAAAGCCCGAAGAAUUAGCGUGACCUCCAAAGUACAGGCGGACGUCCAUGACACCCAGGCAGUAGCUGCAGAUGAGCAUCUAACUGGCUCCAAACAGAGUCCUCGGACACAACCUCGAGAUGAAGACUAUGAAGGGGCUCCAUGGAAUUGUGAUAGUUGCACCUUUCUGAACCACCCAGCACUAAAUCGCUGUGAGCAGUGUGAGAUGCCACGGUACACUUGAAUUCGGAAGAGUCUGCACCAGGUUGAGAGUGAAACUUUGAGCACCCGUUAGAAGAAAAGGAAACCCCGGGAAUCUGUUCGGCCUUUUCAUUUCAGAUUACAUGGUGGGGGGAGGAGGAAUGACACUGUAGCCGCUUGUGUUCGUUCACUAAAGGAAAAAUGGGGAGGGUUUUUUUUUCCUUUCUUAACUCAUUGCAGAGUGAGAGAUACUUGAAACUGGGAAAGGAUUCACUCCUGAAAGAAUGUACACAGAGAAGCCAAGAGCUCUUCUGUGGAAUCCUAAAUGUUAAAGUUACUGCUGAGUGACCCUUACUUUUUAAACUAGAACUCUGAAUCACAGUGUGACAUGUUACAAUUGAUGCAAACAAGCUGUGAAUUCCCAGAGCAGACUUACCUGGUCACAGCUCUCUGGAAAACAAAGGCUCCCCUUGCUUCUUCCCAUUGUUUCCUACUGAAGAGAAGGACAGGAGAAAGCACCCAGGAUAUGGGUGUGUUUUUUUUUUUUUCUGCAAAAUUAUAAGGGUAUUUGUAAUUGCUGCUUUUUUCAGGGGUAAUUUCAAACACACAAACAAGAUGUUUUAAAAUGUGAUUUGUAGCAGUCAGGAAUUAGGCAUAUGGUGCCCUUUAUUUGAAAGUACAAUCAGAGGUGAUAAGAUCCCUUUUGCUUGUACAAUGAUUCGUCAAGCUAUAUCAACACUGGUAACUAAGACCUAAUUACGCCACAUAAUAGAUAUAUUUUUUAAGUUACUGCAUGCUUUUAUUAGGCCAUUGGUUUUAAAAAUAACAAACAAGUCCUUACAAAGUAUGAUUUUAUGAAGGACCUUCUCGUAAAACUGCGCUUUGCCAAUAGCACAGUGAAUGUAUGCCAAAUGUAAAUCUAUUCCAAAAUCCAUUUGGAAAUCUUGAGCUCAGCUGUGGUUCUAUAGUGUAGUCCAUAGGGCCUCUUUUUUCCCCUCUUUCCAAUUUUGUGAUAAAUUCAUGAUGUUUACAGCACAGAUAAUACUUUGUGCCAUAAUUCUAACUUAGCUGAAAAAAAAGUUACCUGUUCAAUCAAGAUUUAUUUGCAUGUAUGUUAAUAAGCCAGUGUGAGGGAAAUUACAGUUGGCCAAUAUCAUAAAGCUGCACACUGCGUUAUUUGGGGAGGAAGAGAAGGCUAGUCAAGAAAUAAAAAGAAAGGUGACUACAAAGGACUUUGAAACUAAGAACUUUUAAAAUUUAACAUACCGUGUUCAGAGAUAAUACUGAGUUCCUUCAAGUAGUUCAGGUGAUAAGAAAGCACUCCUUAUUUACGAAACCAGAACUUUAGGGUGUGAAUAACUGAAGAGAUAUAAAAUCGUAUGACUCACUAGGGUGCAACACUGGAAAAUUAUUAAUAGAACAUUUAAUUAAGGUCUCUACCAUGGUUGAAUUUCCUUUCUAGCUCAGAAUUGGAUUUUGGAAUCUUCCCCUUAUUUGGGUGAAUACAAACAGCAAUAAAAUUGGUAGGUUUUCUGAUCCUAAAGGAUUUUACCUGAUAUGACCUUAGGAAUAUCCACUCUCCCAUACCAGCUGCCCCCGCUAUACACACACACACUCUUCAAGCUGUCAUUGUAUUCUAAUUUAGCAGUAAUCUCUGGCAGACUUGGAAAAACAAGCUGCACUUAAUAGCAUAACGAAACCAAAGGCAUAAUAACUCAUCAUAGUUUUCCAUCAAAAUCAUAAUUUCACACUCUACCUACAACCUUGAAACAUUUUAUCAUAUGUGGAAAAUUCUCAAAAAUAUCCACUUGUCUCACAGAGUAAGCAUGGCUAUGUAAUUACACUGAUAAAACAUCUCUCAUGCAACAACUGUGGCAAAACUGAAAAUAAUGGUGAGAAAGCAGAUGGGCUUAAAAGCAUUACCCUGAAAACAGCAUUCUUUAAAGGCUUUUGUAACACUGGUGUCUGUCAGUCUCCAGUAACAGUCUGUCAGUCCUACUAUUCUAUAAUAUGCCAAUACCUUUGUCUUUGUAUGGUUUCAUAUCUCUUUAGUGAUGGUCAACCCCACUUGGUAUUAAGUAACAAUUUAGGGGAAAAAUAUAUAUACUGCUUGGUGUUCUAGCUAAAGGUUUACCAGUAUUCUUAGUGAUAUGCUGAAGUGGCAGCAAUUAACUUGGCAGUUGUCAGUUGAGAAUGAAAGUAGCAUGUAUGAAAACAGUUUGAUGCUUUAUUAAAACCAUGUAGAUGACUUUUAAACUAUUGCAUGACCAUCCAUCCAGGUUACUAAGCUGUUAUCAUACAGUAGAUGCAUGGUUCCACUCCUUUGGUGAUAUAUCUAGUAAAUCAUUGUUUUCACCUGCCAGGAAAAUGAGAAACCAGUCUAUUUGAUAGGUGUAGAGGGUGGGGUAUGAGACAUCAGAGACUGAUUUUAAGGAAGUUUUGUAUGUGUUCAUUUCUGGUUGUGCACAAGUUUCAUACACCAACAGAGGCUAUAUUCAGUUUUUAAAAUAAGCAAAAUUAUUUGGAGCUGAUAAAUUUGAUAUAGUUAACUGUGUCUCAUAUAUAGACUACUUCCUGCCUAUGACCAGUUUGAAUAAGAAUUCAGUCACCUUUCAAGGUGCCUUUUCAAAAGGAUCUCCCAGUCGGAUUGAUAAGUACAGACAAUUGGCAUUUAAGUGGUAGGGUAUAAAUUGGAUGAUGCCUGCCUGCUGAGGUGCGUAUGCUCUUUGGAUCAGUUGUUGUACUUCCUGUUUCUAGUAAAAAAUUUUUUUCUUAAAAUAUGACUAGUUUGAUGUAUUUGGUAACACAUAGACCUGACUCCACAUUUUACAUUAUUUCACUGUUUUGUAAACUGGGUUUUUAGAAAGCAUAUUUGCCAUUUUGUUGAAGUACAUUGCCCCUUAAAUUUUGGAGUAGGUCUUAAAAGUUUAAAGUGGUAAUAGAGGAGCCAGAAACUUUCUAAGCAUUGUAAAAUGUUUCAAAUUGGUAGUGACCUUGUUUGGGAGAGUCUAGAGGGGGGAGUUUUAAAGAAACAAAAGAAAUGCAUUGUAAAAAAAAAAAAGGUAGUUUUAGAGCAGAUUAAUGAUGGUGGGGAAAGUGUUGUUAAUUUGUUUAUUUCCCUGAAAGAAAUGGAAAGUGUGAUGAGCAGUUUAAUAAUUUUUAAGGAGCUGGUCUCAAUUUUAGUACUUUUUAAUUAUUAAAAGAAAUAAAUGUUUCCUUAUAUCUUGUCAUUGCUUUUCCCAGUUAUCUAGGGUUUGUAUCCAACUUUCUGUGGCAACUCAAUUUUAUAUAGUACUUUGAAAGGUAAUUCUAAGGUCUUUGACAGUAUAAACAAAAAGCAAGAAGAUAAGGCAUAAAAAACGAUGUAUCCUGGAAUGUGAAGAUGUCCCUUUAUAGUUAAAGUUGAUUUAUUUUAAUAUUGUAAUUGUUGUUCAGACUUUGAAUGAGUCCAUGUUACAGUGUGUCUGUAUAUCUGUAGGGAAAGAAAAAUGACAAUUGAAAUAUUACUUUACAAAAUCAGAAUAAAUUGGGCACUGUCUUGUUGCACCACUACUGUAUCUUUUUGAAAGAAUUAACAGUAUUUUCUUAUUGUAAAAGUUAAUUCUGAUGACAUUUUCACAUUCACCAGACAUGCAUUUUUUUUCUGUAUUAUUUGCAUCCCCAAAUAUUUAAUACAAGUAGAUUUUGCAUGGCUUGGGCAUUCAGAGAUGAAUAGAAUGAUGACUCAAUUUUAGUUUCUAAAGCCAUGAAACAUUGCUUUGAGACUGAACAAUUCUGAAUUCUUAUUUAUAAUGACAUCCAAUGUCCAUGUCUCUCUACUGUAAAAGAAUUGAUCAGUUUCUUCAUUAAAACAGCAAGAACUUAUUAAAUCUUGUAAAUACCAGUCUCUUUUAGAUUUCUGUGUAUGCUGUGAAUCAAAUUAUUUUGAGGUGGAAUUGUACAAAGGCAUUUUAAAAGGCUAUGCAUGCAUCGUACCUCCAAACAGUACAUAUUCGGAAAGUCAAAGAUUCCUGCAAAAUAAAUUAAUAAACUAAAAGCAAACACUA
Molecule: messenger RNA, 7332 nt
Organism: Diceros bicornis minor
Lineage: Eukaryota; Metazoa; Chordata; Mammalia; Perissodactyla; Rhinocerotidae
Gene: TAB3
Product: TGF-beta activated kinase 1 (MAP3K7) binding protein 3
Exons: 13
Coding region: 1176-3329 (717 amino acids)
Cellular component (GO): extracellular exosome
Molecular function (GO): ubiquitin binding
Source: RefSeq, a predicted model, not a curated record